Molecule: messenger RNA, 4943 nt
Organism: Pseudo-nitzschia multistriata
Lineage: Eukaryota; Bacillariophyta; Bacillariophyceae; Bacillariales; Bacillariaceae
Source: the annotation of a GenBank genome assembly
UCACAGGGGCAGUGUGGGAACCAAACGGAACGAAACGAAAAGUACGAGAAAUCGUACUCGUACGAGUAUUCGUACGUAGGUACGUACCGUACGGUAGCAAGUUGUUGUUGUUGUUGUUGUUGUUGCGUUGAAGGCUUUGUUGUUCUCUUUGUUGCCAUCGAUCCGUGGAUCCAGGUGCUUGUCCGACACAAGGAGGUGCCCCAUCGAACACCGGAGGCCAUACGAAGGCACACACACACACAAACACACGCACGCACGCACGCACGCACACAAACCCAGCCAGCCAGCCAGCCACACACACACACACACGACAGAGAGCAAAAGACGAAAGGAUGCCCCCCGGUCGGAAGGAACGCGACGUCCUGGCCCGACAGAAAGAACUCGCGGCCAUCAUGGCCGCCAAGAGGAGGCCGGCGGCGGGGGCGAAAGGAAACUCCGCAACCGCCGGUUCUUCGACCGGCCUUGCCGCGAAGCGCCCACGCGUCCGCGGGAGGUCCUCCGGGAAUCCUUCCACUUCCUCCCCGAUCAUCGAUCUCACCGGAAGCAACAGGGACGGAGGCAACAAAGGCAACAAAGACAGCAACCACAACACCAGAGACAGGGGAACGGACAAGGCCGGUCCGCCUGGAAGCGGGACCACCGCUGCUUCCAAAAAAGUGGUCAUGGGAAUCCACAAGUCCUUCAAGCGGCGGUCCGUGAGUUCCGUCAUGGCGGAGGCACGGGCCAAGGCCAAGCAGCAACGAAUGGGAAAACUCGGGGAGGACGGCGGAGGAAGCGAAAGCGGAAGCGGGGGCAACGAAAGUACGGCCGGUGCGUCGUCGUCGUCGUCGUCCUCGCCACCGAACAAGCCGCCCGCCGCCCCCCAGGCGACGACGGGAAACGCCGAGGGAGACGAGGAACCGAAAAAACCCGCCCGGAAGCGCCUGGCCAGCCUGGUCCACAACGCCGCGUCCUCGUCGUCCGCAAGCAGGGAGGACUGGUCCGCGGGGCUGGCGACCUCCAACAUCACCCCCGACGACUUUUGGAAGAACAUCCGCAAGUGGGACUUUGUGGGCCAGCUGGCGCGGAUGCAGCUGGACGGCGGCCGGUCCCACGGAAGCGGGGGCGACGAGCCCGGCCGGCAGGAGGGGGUCGUCCCGGACACCUUUGUCAACGCCCGGCACUACGUGUCGGUCUGGGCCCCGCUCUGCCUCGCCGAGUGCCGGGCCCAGAUCCUCUCGGACAUUGUCACGGAGUGCGGACAAUCGAGGGGCGGCCGGAACGCCUCCCCCCUGGUCCUGGUGGCCGUCGAGCCCGCCACCGCCAGGGCCGGGAGGCACGUCCAGGGACCGGACUUUUCCGGGGGUGUGGGCGACUCCUGCCAGCUCGUCCUGCGGGUGCCGCGGGACCAGGGGCGGGGGGGCCCGCAGGGCCGGCACCACUUUUUCCCCCACGACAUUUGCUGCCUGGUCCCCGUCGAGAAAAAGGACCUGGUGGAGAACCUCCUCUUCCGGGGCAGCGGCGGGGGCCGGCAGGGCGGGGGGCCGAAGCUGGCGGCGGAGGAUCCCGAAUCGGAGGUCUUUCGGCACGCCUGCAUCGUCGGGCACACCGAGGCCCACCGGAACGAUCUGCACGGGCUCGUCCUGAGGGUGUCCAAGCGGAAGUGGGCCCGGGUGGGGAGCUCCGGCGGCAAGGCCGGGAGCGGGGGAUCGCAGAUGUACUUUUUCAAGAUCGGCUGCAACAUCACGGCCCUCCGGGAGUUCACCGCCCUUUCGAGCGUCGACACGAUCCCCCUCAAGAGCUACCUCUUCGGGACGGACCUCCGGGCCGCGGGGAAGCAAAACGGCGACGAGGCGAAGCCCUCCGAGCGCAAGAAGGCUCGGACCGGCGGAAACGGCAGGCCCGAUCCCCGCCGCAGCAACAAGGACUCCCUCCUCCGCAGGAUGGGCGGUGUAGAGGCCCUGGGAAAGGGCUUUACGGAAUACGCCCGGCGCAAGUUCAAUCCCUCCCAGCUCACGGCCAUCUCGGCCUCCUCCCAGGGGUACGGAGACGGCGGGUUUACGCUGAUCAAGGGGCCGCCGGGAACCGGAAAGACCACGACGCUGGUCAACAUCCUCAACGCCCUGCACAUCCGCCAGUUCAACAAGUACUACGAGGAGGUCCGAAAAAUCGUCGCCCUCCAGAGCGGAAACCGGCAGGCGGCCCUGGAGAUUGCCCGCAGGGCGAAACCCCGGCUCCUGGUCUGUGCCCCGUCCAAUGCCGCGGUCGACAACGUCAUCCUCAAGAUCAUGGAGGACGGCUUCAUCGACGGCAGGGGGCAGAGGUACAACCCCUCCAUCACCCGGAUCGGGGUGGGGCAGUCGGCGGCGGUCAAGGACGUGGCCCUCGAAACCAAGGUCGACCAGAUAUUGUCGGAAACCUCGGACCUCCUGCAGCUGGAAAACUCGAUCGCGGGCUUCCGGAUGGAACUCCAGCGCAUCACCACCGACAUUAUGAAGUGCCGGAAGAGGAUCCACGCCAUCACCAACGCCUCGCCGUGGCCACUGGGAAAGGACUGGGAAAUCCGGGUCGACGAGGAAAGCUUCGACGAGACGGGCAGGGUCUUUUUCGUCAACCACAAGGACCACACGACCACCUACGAAUGCCCUCCCCCCCCGGAACCGGGCGAGAAGCAGUUCCACCCGCGGAACAUGCCGGAGUACCACGCUUUUAUGGGCCGGACCGUCAAGCUCGUGGAGUCCUACUUUCGCAUCAAGACCAAUCUCGAGCAGGCAACGAUCACCAAGGGAUCGAUCGGGGCCGGGGCGAGGCACUUCGAGGUCAAGCAAAACCUCGAGAUGCACGUCCUGAACUCCGUCCACAUCGUCAUGACGACCCUCGGGACCGCCGGGAACAGGGCCCUCGAGGGCGUCGACAAGUUCGAGGUCGUGGUGGUGGACGAGGCGGCUCAGAGCGUCGAGCCGGCCACGCUCGCGGCGAUGCAGCUGGGGUCCCGCCACUGCGUCAUGGUCGGGGACCCCCAGCAGCUGCCGGCGACGAUCUUCAACGUUUCGGGGAAAAACAGCAAGUACGACCGGAGUCUCUUCCAGCGGCUCGAGGAAGCGGGCGAGAAGGUCUACAUGCUCGACGAGCAAUACCGGAUGCACCCCCAGAUCUCCCACUUUCCGAGGCACAUUUUCUACAAGGGAGCCCUCAAGGACGGUCCCAACGUGUCCAAAGCCGGGUACGGAAACCCGCUCGUGGAGGCCAUCACCUCGCGGUUGCCCGCCUUUCGGCCCUUCACGGUGCUCGACCUGGACUCGAAAGAGGAACGCGGGGGCACGAGCCUGUCCAACUCCACGGAGGCCGAUCUGGCCGUCUACCUGUACAAGUCGCUGAAGCAAAUCACCGACGGGGCGUCCGCGGCCUCGCGCGUAGCGGUGAUCACCCCGUACUCGCAGCAGGCGGGUUUGCUGCGGAGGAAAUUCGGCGACCUCCUCGGGAAAAACUACGCCCAGUUUGUCGAGGUGAACACCGUGGACGCCUUCCAGGGGCGAGAGGCCAAGAUCGUUGUCUUUUCCGCCGUCCGAGCCGCCGGAAGCCGCGGAAUCGGCUUUCUCAGCGACGUGAGGCGAAUGAACGUUGCCCUGACGAGGGCGAAACACUUUCUUUUCGUCAUUGCCAGGUGCAAAUCGAUUGUCGUCAAUCCCUACUGGAAAGACCUGGUGGAGCACGCCCGCGAUACGAAUGCCGUCGUUUCUGUGCCUAUCCUCCGGAAGGGCAAGAAAGGAAAGACAAACUUUGCUCCCGUGAAGGAAUGGAGGCUCGUGGGGACCCCACCGGCUCCACCACCACCACCUCCUCCUCCCCAAGCACCCGCGCCGCGUCCACGGGCACCUCCCGCCGAGGGAUCGAGUUUCCGGGACCAGCUGGCGUUUUUCCAGAACAACCCAAACAGCCUGGUGGCCCAGGCCUCCCAGGCAUCGGCGCCGUUGCCCAAUCCCCAGGCCCAGACACAGGCAUACCCGCCCAACAACAACCUUCCGCCGCAGCCGCCGCCAGCCCUGCCGCCACAAUAUCCAUCGAUGGGUGGCCCGAACAUUGCGGCACCGCCGCCUCCACCGCCACAGCCGGCUCCCAUGGGAUUUCCGCCUCUGGGCGUGUCGGCUCCACCACCGCCGCCGCCGCCGCCGGCUCCCACGGUGUUUGUACCCCAGGGAGCACCGGCACCACAGGCCAUGACUCACCCGGCUCCCUUGCCGUUUGCACCCCAGGCGGCCCCCGCCCCGCCACUGCCGCAGUACCCGGCUCCCGCGGGGUUUGCACCUCCGCUCGCACCCGCUCCACCGCCGCCGCCACCACCACCGGUGCCACAGCCACUGCAAUACCCGGCUCCCGUGGCCUUUGCACCGCAAGGGGCACCCGUCCCGCCUCUACCGCCUCUACCGCCACCACAGCAGCAACAGCAGCAACAACUCCCGGCUCCCGUAGCCUUUGUGCCCCAGGGGGCMCCCGUCCCGCCUCUACCGCCACCGCAGCAGCAGCAGCAACAACAACACCCGGCUCCCAUAGCCUUUGUGCCCCAAGGGGUCCCCGCCCCGCCUCUACCGCCGCCACAGCAGCAACAACACCUGAUUCCCGUGGCCUUUGUCCCCCAGGGCGUGCCCGCCAUGCCUCCACCGCAAUACCCGAAUCCCGCGGCCGUUGCUCCCCAGGGUGCGCUGCCCGGCCCACCGCAGCACCCGGCUCCCGGGGCCUUUGCCCCACAGGGCAUAAUAUCCACCCAGCCGCCACCUGCACCCCCAACCGGAUUUGCGCCGGCUCCGCCACCGCUGCCGCCGCCUCAACCCAACAUUGCGGACCCGAGAAUCGGAGCCCCCGUGCAGGGAAACGACCCCAGACGGAACUACGGCUGCAACAUGGACCCAAGAAGGCAAAGGUAACCCUGACUCAAACUCUAGAUGCUAUAAAGAUCAAGUAUGGGU